Molecule: messenger RNA, 1499 nt
Organism: Paecilomyces variotii
Lineage: Eukaryota; Fungi; Ascomycota; Eurotiomycetes; Eurotiales; Thermoascaceae
Product: C-type cyclin
Exons: 3
Coding region: 133-1041 (302 amino acids)
Biological process (GO): positive regulation of transcription by RNA polymerase II
Cellular component (GO): nucleus; mediator complex
Molecular function (GO): cyclin-dependent protein serine/threonine kinase regulator activity
Source: RefSeq, a predicted model, not a curated record
CAUUUACAUUCAUCCAUAACUAUCAGCUUGUACGUCAGACUGGCUUUUCUCGAGUUGAUUGAUUAAUAGUUCCUUGAUAAACUGUGUUUUGAUCUUUCUAGUCCAUUCAUCUACUUAAGUGUCUCCUACAUCAUGGCUGCGAAUUACUGGGCAUCUACACAGCGUCGGCAUUGGCUCUUCUCGAGGGAGCGAUUAUCCGAGAUCAGAGAGAACCUGAAAGAGAAGGAUAAAUUAGCACAUCAGCAGUUCCCGUUGCCAGAUUUGAGGCUCCUUAGCAUCUACUUUAACCAACAACUGACCAAGUUGGGCAAGAGAAUGACAACGAGACAGCAGGCGCUGGCGACUGCCCAAGUUUAUAUUAAGAGAUUCUAUACCAAAGUCGAGAUUCGACAGACCAACCCCUACUUGGUGCUUACGACGGCCUUCUAUCUCGCCUGCAAGAUGGAAGAGUGUCCUCAACACAUCCGCUUCGUCGUCGGGGAGGCGCGAGGUCUCUGGCCAGACUUCAUCUCGUCGGACGUAGCCAAGCUGGGAGAGUGCGAGUUCUCCUUGAUAUCAGAAAUGAGCUCACAGCUGAUUGUCCACCAUCCAUAUCGGACACUGACAGAGCUUCAGCCCGAGCUGGCGCUUACAUCAGAUGAGGUCGCCCUCGCUUGGUCCGUCAUUAAUGAUCACUAUCUCACAGACCUGCCGCUUCUGUAUCCGCCGCACGUCAUUGCUGUGAUGGCGAUUAUCGUCGCCGUCGUCUUCAAACCAAGUCAGACCAGCUUCCACGGCACAGGACCGCCCUCGCUAGCCAGCGCCAUUCGAGAAGGGGGUGCCGGUGUACUGGCAGCCUUGGGUGACAAGAACGCGCCCGGACCGCCAGCGCGAAUUCAGAAAAUCAUCACCUUCCUUGCAGAAAGUGAAGUCGACAUCAAGGCUGUCAUCGAAUGUACACAGGAGCUGGUCUCUCUAUACGAGGUGUGGGAGCAGUACAGUGAGAAACACUGCAGAGAACUUAUUGGGCGGAUGGUCAAGAGCAAGAAUCUGGAUAAAUGAGACACGCGUCUUAUCCAUUCAGGAAGGUUGUUCAUCGCUUGCCGGAGCCUGCAUUUGCGUUCAAUUCAGUUUCCUAUGACGGUUGAUAUAGUUUUGGCGUGUCUAUUUCAUCUCACAUCGCAUAGCGUACUCUUUAUCGGCGUCCUGGGAUUACAGGGAUUUGUCUUCAUCAAUCGCCAUAUACUCAAUAUUCAUCCAGAUUCAACUCCUCAUCUAUCAUUCCAUAGCACAUCUCAGACACACAUUGGAUUAAUUACAUUACAUAGUUGUUCCCUGUGAACGUUAUCAAUACCAAUUAAGGCGUAGAACCUUUGAAAGGCUGUCCAAUACUUAUAUGGCUCACCGCCUUGCCGUGUCACUUGUCGAGCUCUAGCUCAGGGGUGGACAUGGACAUCCUUCGAUCGGUACAAAGCAAUCUCGAGCUCUUAAAUCUUGUAGACCAUUCAACAUUGUGACAG